Molecule: messenger RNA, 3176 nt
Organism: Photinus pyralis (common eastern firefly)
Lineage: Eukaryota; Metazoa; Arthropoda; Insecta; Coleoptera; Lampyridae
Exons: 11
Coding region: 250-2697 (815 amino acids)
Molecular function (GO): protein binding
Source: RefSeq, a predicted model, not a curated record
AGUCGAGUACACACUAGAAAAAUUACGUUGAUUACUCAUUUCAGCGUGUGCCGAUAAAAACGAAAGAAGGCCGCGACGAGUCGUGUGUGCGCGCUUUUUUUUUGUUGUUGUUAAAUUGUUGUAAUUGCCGCUUGGCGAACUAAUGGUGCUUAUUAGAUGGGGGUGUGGGCGGUACGGCAGAUAACGCAUUGACACACGCAAUUAAAGCGGAAAACACGGGAAUGUUUCUGAAAGUUUUCCGUUAUUGGUAUGGAGGUCAAGACAGAACUAACAGAACAUGAGAAUGGACAAUCAUUUUCCGAAGAGUCAAACAUGGCUCUCGUCAUAUUAUCUGAAAAUGUACACGUUGUACAGACAUUAACUCGACAUACAAGUGAUGUAACAUGCUGUGAUUUUGCACCAAAUUUUACACUAAUUACCGGAUCAAGCGAUAAGACAGUUAGAGUGUGGAAAUGGGUUCCACAGUCUGGUUACGAGGAGAAUUCAUAUUCUCCUCUAAGAGGCCACAAGUACGGCGUAACCUGUGUGAGAGUUUCCCCUCAAGGUUCCAUGCUGGUUUCGACCUCUAUCGAUGGUACUGCGGUUUUAUGGAAUUUACAUGCCGGUACCAAGAUUCACACGAUGGUUCAAAUGAAUGGAGAUGCAAUAAGGGUCUGUAGAUUCGCGCCUGAUAGCUCUGUACUUGUGACCGCUGGUGAUAAUGGUGCUAUUUGCAUUUGGGACUUAGUACAUCGAAGUUUAACAAGAACAAUUUUUCAUCACGAAGGAACAACGCAAGCGUUAGCCUUUACCCCCGAUAGCCAGUAUUUAAUAAGUGCCUGUUCUUUAGAAGUAAUAAGCGUUUGGAGUAUGCAGGAUAUUCUUGAAACGGCUGGCGAAGAUUCGUGUUCAUCCUUGGCUGUGAUUGACAAUGCUCAUGACUUAGGAAUUCUUUGCAUGGAUAUCUCACCUGUGAUUUUAAACAAUGAAGAAGACCCUCUAGUUAAGCAGUACACAUUAGCCACAAGCGGCAAUAGUCACGAUAUUAAAAUGUGGACAGUAUUGACACGUGUCAAGCCAAAGUACUGCUCCUCACAAAAUCUGGUUUCCGUCGAGAAUACCAACUCACUAAUUGGACAUAAAUCUGCUGUCACUUGCAUAAAGUAUCACUCCACCGGAGCGUACCUUAUUUCGUGUGGCCUUGAUAAGUACAUCAAAAUUUGGGAUCACAACGGAGGAUGUAUCACCACAAUGAAAACUCACACUCGAUAUGUCAACUGUGUGUCGUUCUCAAGGGACGGUGGACUAGCCGUUUCGGGUAUAGUUACACCUGUUGCACCUCAUCUCGGUUUCAUUCUUUUCUUUACAGGAUCAAACGACAAAACUGUCAUAGUUUGGGGAUUGACGGAAGACAUCUCUGUCGAUUCCAAACUGGUUAAGCCCUUUGCGCUUUUGGCGAACGCGCUUAAUAAUCUACAAGAAAUGCAAGUCGUCAAAAACGCGGAAAGUUCCGAGACGUUCGAGUUGGUGGAAAAAAUAGACGACAUUUUCGAAAGUGCCAUUAACUCUUGUCAUUUUUAUGGCAAUCACCUACUGGCCGUCGGAUCGAGUGAUAAGCUAGUUAAACUGUUUAAAGUUGAUGAAAAUAACGCCAUAGAAGAGACGGAUUCUUCGCCAUUAGACGGACAUAGUUAUUCGGUGAAUCAUGUCGAGUUUUCAAAGGACGGAAGCCGUCUGGCGACUUGUUCCUUGGACGGUUGUACCAUCAUAUGGGAUCCAAAUACAGGUGAAAAAACGAUGGAACUCGUAGAAAGCAGUCUGGCGAUUAGAAAUUGCAGAUUCUCCCCAGACGGAAAGCACUUAAUCACGUCGGGAGAUGACGAAAACGCGAAUACGUGGGAUCUUGAAACGGGAGAAUUAAUUGCAACCUUUGAGGGGCAUUCAGACGCGGUCACGUCCGGAUGUUUUUCACCGGAUGGAAAAAUUAUAGCGACCACUUGCCAUAAUUCGGAUUUUCGCUUGUGGACUGUCGAGGCGGUCAAUAUUCACAUUCAAGACGACGCACACGAUUUGGGUAUACAAAAUUCGGAUUUUUCGGAGAAUUUGGAGCCGAUUCCUCUUCUCACAAUGAAUAAUAAGCAGCAUUAUCUAUUGGCCACAUGCGGCAAUGACAGUUUGGUGAAACUGUGGAGAAUUUGCAUACCGAAGGAGGAUGACGAAUAUGCGUUUUCAAAUGUAGAAGUGAAGCUGUGGCGUACCCUGCAAGGGCACGGAGGAAGUGUUACGUGUGUUCGAUUAUCACCGGAAUCUGGAGAAAUCGCUUGUUCAACAGCGACAGACAGGCAGGCGCGGCUGUGGUCGGUGUACAGUGCAGAAUGCCUACAUGUCUUAGAUCACGAUUCUAUCGUUACUUCAUGCUCCUUCACGUAUGACACUUCUCUACUCGCCAUCGGUUGCUUAGAUAAAACUCUAUGGAUCUGGAAGUUACCUCAACAAUUAGUGGUGCGAUCGAUGUUGCUCAAUAAAGUAACGGCGUACAGACGAAAGCUUAUAGUCAAUUGGAGUACCGAAGACGUCCUCAAAUGGUUGCAUGAAAUCGAGUUUACCAGCAUAGUACCAAAUGUCAUCAACCUCGCUUUGAAUGGGCAGAAAAUUUUGACGCUUGAAGUGGAACAAAUUUGUUCCGGAAUGGGUUUAGGUAAGUACAAGACAAUUUAGAGCGAAGACCAGUGGCCAUUUCUGUAUUCUACAUUACUGCGUUUGUAUUUCUACCAUUAUAGUAUUCGCACGAGAGGAUUUCGAAAUUAAAAUCUGUUUAACUGGGUUGCUAGGUUUUGCUGUGGUAAUUACUGCCGGUUAAAUUUUGGAAAAUCUCUAUUAGUGCAGUUAGAGGCAAAAAGAGGGGUUUUUUUUAGUUGUUGGCACAUACUCGAACUUCACGCACAUCCCGUGUGGCGAGACAAAAAGAUUCCCUCCCUUCAGAAUAUUCAGCAGAAUUGAAUCUCUUCCCUACUUCAAGUUAUAUAUUACAAAUUCACAACCCCUCAGAGUCCCUCCCACUAACCGCAUUGUAUAUACUUGGGUUGCCAUAGUUAAUAAAUCGCAAGUCUAACGGCAUUUAAUGAGCCAUUUUGGAAACGUGCGUUUAUAAGGGUAAAAAUGUCUGCUGAAUCCGAAUUCGGAUGUUGCCAAGCUGA